CGAAGCCUCAUGAAGCAGUGCUUCGAAAGCGACCAUCACUAUCAUAAAUCUGGAUUCAAAAAACAGGAGGUCAGGAGAACUGCUAGAAAUUCGAUUUAAAGAACGGAUACUUAACACAGGUUAGUGGACUGAAUGGAUUUUAAUGCUAAGGAAUUGGAAGAAACAUCAUCAGUGUCAGGAACAUCAUUCCAUAAUGGCAGAAAUAUCUUCUGGUGGUUUGCAGAAGAAAAAUACUUCAUGUCCAAAAAGAAAGCCAGGAACAGAAGACAGCAAAUCUUUUACUUGCCCUCACUGUGAAAAGGGAUUUGCAAGAAAAGGAUACCUUGUGGAUCACAUGAGAGUUCACACUGGAGAGUCCCCACACACAUGUCUUCAGUGUGGAAAAAGUUUCACUCAAAAAAACGGCCUUGAUGCCCACAUGAAAAUUCACACUGGAGAGCGGCCAUACCCAUGUCUUCAGUGUGGAAAGAGAUUCGGACUGAAAGGAAAUCUUACAGAUCACAUAAAAAUUCACACUGGAGUGCGUCCAUACCCAUGUCCUCAGUGUGGAAAAAGAUUCAGACGGAAAGGAUAUCUUACAAAUCACAUAACAAUUCACACUGGAGAGGGUCCAUACAUGUGUCUACAGUGUGGAAAGAGUUUUAUGACGCAGGGACAUCUUACAGAUCACAUGAAGAUUCAUACUGGAGAGCGCCCUUACCAAUGUCUUCAGUGUGAAAAGAGAUUCACAAAGAAAUGUUGCCUUGAUAUUCACAUGAGAAUUCACACUGGAGAGCGCCCAUACACAUGUACUGAGUGUGAAAAAAGCUUCAUGACGAAAGGAAGUCUUAAAGAGCAUACUAAAAUUCACACUGGAGAGCGCCCUUACAAAUGUCUUCAGUGUGAAAAGAGUUUCGGCACUAAAAAAACCCUUACAGAGCACAUAAGACUUCACACUGGAGAGCGGCCAUACCCAUGUCCUCAGUGUGAAAAGAGUUUUCCUCAAAAAAGUAGCCUUAAUGCCCAUGUGAGAGUUCACACUGGAGAGCGCCAACACCCAUGUCCUCAGUGUGGAAAGAGUUUCACAACGAAAAGACAUCUUAUUAAUCACAUGAGGAUUCACACUGGAGAGCGCCCAUACCCAUGCCCUCACUGUGAAAAAAGUUUUGUAGUAAAAAUACAUCUUACAAACCACAUAAGAAUUCACACUGGAGAGCGGCCAUACCAAUGUCCUCAGUGUGAAAAGAGUUUUGUUCAAAAAAGUAGCCUUAAUGGCCACAUGAGAGUUCACACUGGAGAGCGGCCAUACCAAUGUCCUCAGUGUGAAAAGAGUUUCAAACAGAGCGGGCAUCUUAAAGAUCACAUGAGUGUCCACAUUGGAGAGCGCCUAUACAUGUGUCUUCAGUGUGGAAAGAGUUUUGGACAUCCAAAAUCCCUUGUGAAUCACAUAAGAAUUAAGAAAGGAGAGUGCACAUCCACAUGUCUUUAAUGUGGAAAGGUCACACUGAACACAGGGAAUCAAACCCAACAAUUUGUAAAUAGCGGUUUGGUGUUUUCAUUCUUUAAAUGUUUUUUAUCACAUUAUGAUAUGUGCGUGUCUUCAGUCAGGGUUUCCGCAGGGUCUUAAAAAGUCUAACAUUUCAAAAUCAAAAUGUAAGGCCCUAUGAAGUCUUAAGUUCUAGGUCUUAAAUCAUUUUAAACAGGUCUUAUUUUUUCUUUGUCCAUGUAACAUCUACAUCUAUUGCUGAUUAAAAUGCUUCUGCAGUGUGUUAGAAUGUUUUUUUAAUUUCUUUUGCUCGUCCCUGCUUAUGUGUUUAACCGCAUUGAUAGUUUAAACGUCAUUUGUGUUAUUAUGGUUAUAAACUUACAUGAACUGCCGCCAGCUAAAAGAUGACAAAUGUACAUAUUUAACUAUUAUAUAAGAAUUUAUUGGUGCGGUAUCACAGAAAAUCCCACUGCUCGAUUAUCCUGUUCAUCCAGCCAAUGUCUCAUCAAUUUUAUUAUUUCUAUUUUUGCCAUAAAAGAUAUCACUCAUUGUUUUGUCUCAAGAUGCACACCAGUGAAAUGUUGUUUCAUAAAACCAUGUUAUUAUUUUACCCACUUAGGUCUAUUUUUAUUACCAAAAUAUCU
Messenger RNA from Paramisgurnus dabryanus, 2109 nucleotides. Lineage: Eukaryota; Metazoa; Chordata; Actinopteri; Cypriniformes; Cobitidae. The record is from RefSeq and is a predicted model, not a curated record.